AUGGCCGCAAUGAGCUACGAUAACAGCAUGUUCGCAACCACGGUGAGCCCAGUCGAUGAGCUCUUCGCACCAAGCUCUCCCACCACAAGCGAGUGGCACGAAGAAGGCAUUGAUGAUGGCUACGAGGCCGACGACGAGUCCAUUGCCGGCACACGACCCACCCCUACCAACAAUGCCAGUGGUCAGGAGGAUAGAUCAUACUGGCGACCCAAUCAAUACACACGGGCAGGCGCGUAUGAAUCGGUCUACGGUAUCCCACGAGCAAAUCCAGAGCUUGAUCCAGAGAGACCUUGGUGGGAAAUGCUUCCCGAUGCCGAGAUGCAUCGCACGAUCACCGCAGCUAUCCAACAUGAGACAUCCUUUGAUCAGCUUCCACCUGACCUCGGAGUCUGGAUGCUCAGAUCGCUUCCUGCUGACAUUCUCGGGUGUUUUGAUAUGCGAGUUCGCCACGAGCGAGUGAGCGCUACACCACCAACGGCAUCUAUACUUACUCCCACAAAUCGACCCAUCUUCGACCCCGACAUGAUCAAAGGAAUCUACUGGGCUACUAUUGCCCACAGCGGCUGGCCAUUCGACGAGCUUUCUAAGGGUACGAGACACUGGGCCGGCAAGUUCGUCCUCAGCAUGACAGAAGUCUCCCGGACGAGCAUAGCCUUACGGAAAGUAACCUCGACUGGAACUUUGUCGGACAAGGCGAGCAUGUACCGCGUCCUUACAGGUUCGGAACAGAGCUCGCAGAACAGCAGUUCGGAGAUGACGCUGACGCUUUCUUUGCAGAACAAGACAUUCAGGAUGGGGAUCGUGGCCGAGCUUCCUCAGACGCCGAACCGAUCGAGAGCGAUGCCGACUAUUUCUUCGCAAACCAAGACUCUCAACGGGACGAUCAUGGCCAGGCUGCUGCAGAAGCCGAACGAUCGUGACUGGGCAGCGGUGGAAGCCGAACAGUUUGAUGAUGAUGAUGAUGAUGCCUUUUUCGCAGACAACCAGCCUGAUGAACAGUACGAGAACAUCAUUGCCGAAGCCCCACUUCCAAUGGCACCGCCGAACUCACCACGAGCAGAUGCCAUGGACCUCAGCAUGAUCCUCGCUCUUCACGAAGUCGUUCUAGGGAACACACCCUUCCAGCAGCUUCCCCAACAGGUAAGAGACUGGACAAUUGCUGUUGUACCACGCGACAUCAUCGAACAUCUCGAAGAUCGAGCGGUGGAUCCUGCUAACAUCUUUCCGCCAGCUCCGCCCACGCCUGUGCUCGCCCCUCAGCCCGAUGACGACGAUGAGCCUGACUAUAUUUCCGUCGAGGAGAUGUCUGAGGACGAAGCAGACCAUGGAGGAGCCGUCACUGGCCCUAUCUGGCACUUCCUAAUUUGGUUUCGACGACGAAUUUCUCGACUUCCCGGCCGAGGAAGAAAUCCACCCCACCUGGCCUAG
Fulvia fulva is the source of this 1428-nucleotide messenger RNA. RefSeq lists its product as uncharacterized. The record is from RefSeq and is a predicted model, not a curated record. Lineage: Eukaryota; Fungi; Ascomycota; Dothideomycetes; Mycosphaerellales; Mycosphaerellaceae. The coding region runs from base 1 to 1428 and encodes 475 amino acids. The transcript is spliced from 3 exons.